Molecule: messenger RNA, 1422 nt
Organism: Cyclocybe aegerita
Lineage: Eukaryota; Fungi; Basidiomycota; Agaricomycetes; Agaricales; Hemipholiotaceae
Source: the annotation of a GenBank genome assembly
AUGUUGAACAUCGUUGAUGUGGUUCUUUCUCCACCACCUCCCUCACCCCCUCACUGUGAAGCUGCCCCAAAACCCACAAAAAAGAACCCUGUCCAUGUUGCUGACGACCCACUGAAGCCGCCCCUCCCCCGCAACAGGGAUGUGGGCUCGGGCACCUUCCUGCCCCUGCCCUUGCCUGCCUGCUUGCCCACCACCACCUGCUUGCCCUGCUCGCCUACCAUCGCCCUCUCCACCAGGCAGAGAAUGGCAACAUGGCAGCAGCAGGAUGACGAUGGCGGGGACAGGACGAUGACGACGGGGCAGGAUGAUGACGACGAUGGCAGGGGAAAGAUGAUGAUGGCAAGGGGCAAGACAACAACGGCAAGGGGCAAGACGACGAUGACAGCAGCAGGGGUGAAGGGUGCCCCCGCCCUUGCCCCUCGUCCAUGCCUCCGUCUUCUCCCUUGCCCUGUUGCCCUCUGCCUUGCCCUGUUGCCCCUUGUCCGCCCCUCUCUCACCCCUCGUUCGCCCACUUCCUCACUGUCUUGCCCCUCGUCCGUCCACCCCUGGCAUCCCUCGUCCACCCCUCAUCCGUCCCUCGUCAACCCCUCAUCCACCCCUCACUCGCCCCUCACUCGCCCUCGCCCCUCGCCCACUCUCCCUCUUGCCCACUUGCCCUUCCGCCCACUUGCCCUUCCGCCCACUUGUCCUUCCGCCCACUCGCCCACCUCGCCUUCGCCCUCUUGCCCUCUUGCCGUCACCCUUUCGCCCUUUCGCCAUCACUGUUGCCGUUUGCCAUCGCCGUUUGCCCUUCACCCCCGCCGUUUGCCUCCUGCUCAGCACCUGCCACUAGCAGCCCAAGCAGAAGGGGGAGCACGGGGGAGCAUGAGGAGGGGGGAGCAUGAGCACCCGAAGAAUCCCCACAAGCACCCGAAGAGGCCCAACGAGCACCCGAAGGGGCAGAGGGGGCAGAAGGGGGCCCCACGAGGCCCCACCUGGAAGCAAAUUCUUGUGUCGUGUGGGGGCACCCCUCCUGACCUCACAAAAUUCUUCACCGAAUUGGCCGUCACCUCCAUCGUCUGUGCCUACGACAGCCUAUCGUUGGUCACCCCCGCCAUUGCCAGCCAGUCCGACCUGGACAUCCUGCGCAACUUCAUCUGUGAGAGCCUCCCAACAAGUACCCCGUUCGCAGUUGCACUCCCAUCAUCGACAUCUUUUAUAAAGAUUCUCGAUGUUCCUUACUUCGAUCUGAAGGGGUUGAAGAUCACCCAGGAGGCGCUUGAAAAGGCCCUUCACACCUCAGUUCAUGCUGAGGUUUUUGCAUAUCUGAGCACCAAGCCUCGGAUCGACCGCAACUCGGCGCACUCUACAUCGUGCACCGUGUACUGCAACAUCUGGGACUCCCAGCAGGGAACCCGUGCCAAGAAGGCCCUUGUGUCAUGA